CUCAUUAGCUCAAAAAGAGCACUUGUUGAGCUGAAAAAAGAGCAAAAUCAUGAGUUGAGCUCAACGAGCCUCGCAAGAUGAUCAAUACUUAGUUCAACCUCGACUUCCAACUCAGGACUCGGCGCACAGGAAGGGUUAGUAAGGAACAAAAUCAGGGGACCGGGGGUCGUUGAUGGCGGCGGAGACAGGCAGGGGAUACGGGUUUUGCAGAAGAGUUGUGGCGGUUCGAGAGAUGAACCGACGACGUGAGAAUUUUAGGGUGGGUUGAGUUGGGUUGGUUUAAUUGGUUUGAUUUUUAUUUUAUUUUUGUGACGUGGUGUGCUGCUAGAUUGAAUUAAUGGAUUUUCGGAUGGAGAUGGACGGAAUGACCAUUAUGUUGUUUGUUCAAUCAUUUUUUCAUUGAAACGUGUAAAAUGAAAUUUUAGUGACCAUUUUGUACUAAAUGAUAAAUUUUGUGACCGUUUAUGAUAAUUGACCGUUCUCUGGCUUCCCUUUUUUCCUAUUUCACAGCGAUCUAUAUUACUUUACCGUAUCGUUUAUGAUCGGCAUCGAUAUUACUUCGCUGCAAGUUCAGUAUUUGAAGCUCCUUGAAGAAAGUUCGGAACCGAAAAUCCGGAAGGUAAUCUCGCCAUAGCCCGUAAGUGGCCUUGAAUGAUUUUUGAGACUCAGGAUUACAGAUUACUCCUCGCGCAAGAGUCCCGUCGCUUCAUUGGUUCGGUAUCGCUAAACGUACUGUUGAGUGUUGACAAGUCAAAUUCUUUGAUAAGAUCGAAUUUGCCAUAAAACAGUGUCUGGAUUGGGCAAGGCCACUAAGCUCUAUGCUGCUGCUCCUCCCUUCCUGAAUCUGACCACUAUGCCGCCAUUUGCAGGCAUUUGCCGAAACACGUCUCAACGCACGCCAACUGUUCGACAAAAGUCCUCUGUGACGACGAGCACAUGUAGAGGAGGCGAAUCGCUGAGUAUCUCCACCUAGAAAAACUGUGCACCCGUCUGAUCCAUCACCGCUUCUUCUGCGAUCCUCCAUAUGCCGACGUACCCAAGCCCCGGCGGGACAAAUCGGAGAGGAAGCCGUAUGUUACUCCCGUAACAGAGUUGAUUCGCCGGGCUAGGAAAGAGCGAGAAGCCAGAAAGGCACAUCCCGUGAGAAUGCUCGAGGACCCACCUCACAACGGCUUGUUGGUCCCUAAACUCGUUCACGUCGCUCACCGGGUUUAUCUAGCUCGCAAGUCCCUCCUCUCUGGCGUUGCUAAGCUUCUCGCCUCCAUUCCCCUCCUCAUCUGCAAGUUCUGCCCCGAGGUUCACGUCGGCCGUGUUGGUCACGGGAUACGGACCUGCAAUGGCCCGGAAAGUAGCACGCGAAGCGCUACGCACAUAUGGAGGAAGGCAGGAGUCCACAAUGUGGUCUUCUUCCCCAAGUGUUUCCAUCUGCAUGACCGCGUUGGUAAUGCCAGAGUUACCCACAAGGAGAAGCAUCACGUUCCACGGAUGCCCGCCAUUUUGGAGCUCUGCAUCCAGGCUGGAGUCGACCUUGAUAAGUAUCCCACUAAGAGAAGGACCAAGCCUGUUUAUUCUGUGGAAGGCAGGAUUGUUGAUUUCGAGGAAGGAAUGAUGGAAGACGAUGAUGAGCAAAUGAUGACGACGGAGAAAAGAACCACUGUUGUUCGUUCUGAUUGUUGUUCUGUGCACGAUUUAGACUUGAAGCAAACAAGCACUGCGACGAUGGAAUCAUGGUUCCAGAUGUUAGCUGGAGUAAAAGAGUUGAUGGGUAAGUACAGUGCGUGGACGUGUGGUUUUUGCCCUGAGGUUCAGGUUGGUCCAAAGGGACACAAGGUGAGGAAUUGCAGGGCGACAAAGCACCAGGCUCGUGAUGGGCAGCAUGCAUGGCAGGAAGCAAGGAUCGAGGAUUUGAUUGGUCCCAAUUAUGUAUGGAAUGUGGGUAACUUGGAUGGGCCGCCAUUGGAGAAUAGCUUGAAGAGGUAUUGUGGGAAGGCUCCUGCGGUAGUGGAACUGUGUGUACAUGGUGGUGCGGCUAUUCCGGAUGAGUAUCAGAGUAUGAUGAGGGUGGAUGUGGUUCCUCCUGGCCGGGAUGAAGUUGAUAUUGUUGCUUGAUCUUAAUUGAUUGAUUGAUGUGUUUUGGGAAUUUGGAAUUGGAAAUGAAAUUUAGCGAAAAAU
Molecule: messenger RNA, 2172 nt
Organism: Linum trigynum
Lineage: Eukaryota; Viridiplantae; Streptophyta; Magnoliopsida; Malpighiales; Linaceae
Source: the annotation of a GenBank genome assembly